AUGCGUAACAGGAAUAACAGCCUACUGAAGACUGCCUGCUUAGCCCAGCUUCCACAACAGCCUAUGCCGCGGUGGUGCAUUAUGUGUGUUCGCAUAUUCCGUAGGGACAGCUUGCUUGGUCCAGCACCUACAUCAGCCUGUGUGCCGAUGCAACAACAACAUUACCGAAAUAUUGAGACAGAAUUUAAGCUUGUUCACUUGGAAAACAAAGUAAAUGUUGUACAAUCAAAAAACCAGAGACUUGAAGAAACAUUGGAUGAAUCAUUGGAUGAUUUCCGUGAGGACCAGAAUAUCACAAGGAUACAGUUAGAGAAUAUUGCUUCUCUUCAUCAUUCAACUUGUGAAAAUGACUGGAUUCACCUAGCAAACAGCUGCUAUCUGUUUUCAAGUGAAAAUGCAACAUUUAGUGAUGCCGUGAAAUGGCGUACCAGUGUCAAACCCGGGGCAAACAUUCUAGAGAUUCGGACUCCAGAAGAAGAAAAAUGGAUUGAUUUCUACUUAAAGAGUCAAGGUGUUAAACGUAUUUGGAUCGGAUUGACGGAUGUAGUAAAGGAAAAUGACUUUGUCUUUGUGUCCGAUGGCCAGAAACCAAACUAUACAAACUGGAAAAAUGAACCUAACAAUGCAGGUGGUUCUGAAGAUUGUACUGAAAAAUACACGGAUUCUAAUUGGAAUGACCUCAGAUGUGACAAAAAACUAAGCUUUCUUUGUAAAGUCUGA
This is a messenger RNA of Saccostrea echinata, 720 nucleotides long. Its product is annotated as C-type lectin lectoxin-Thr1-like. NCBI's taxonomy places the organism in Eukaryota, Metazoa, Mollusca, Bivalvia, Ostreida, Ostreidae. Bases 1 to 720 code for a protein of 239 amino acids. Gene Ontology annotation, molecular function: signaling receptor activity. The record is from RefSeq and is a predicted model, not a curated record. The transcript has 6 exons.